Magallana angulata is the source of this 1062-nucleotide messenger RNA. RefSeq lists its product as uncharacterized. The transcript has 4 exons. The coding region runs from base 362 to 916 and encodes 184 amino acids. NCBI's taxonomy places the organism in Eukaryota, Metazoa, Mollusca, Bivalvia, Ostreida, Ostreidae. The record is from RefSeq and is a predicted model, not a curated record.
AUGUUGAACUGGUUUCGUUCAGAGAAUGUUUAUUGAGUGUGAGCGAGACUGAUGAAGUCACUGGUGUAGUCAGCAACGAGCCGCCCAUUGUUUCUUCUACUCACCAAACACCGGACUACUCCGUGGUAUCGGUGAGCGAGAUGUAUAGCGUGCCGAUCAAAAUAAACCGUGAUGUUCCGGAGAAAGGAACCAUACGAUGGAAUUAAAUAUUGGAUCGAUCUACGGCUUAAGCAUCAGUCUGAAUUUACGGGCUUCGUGUGCCUCAGAAAAACCUGAAAGUUUGAUAACACUUCCGCACGGAAAAACUGUCUGUGACGAAAAGGGACUUCGGGGCCUGGCGACAGAAAAAUAGCGGGUCGAAAUGGCGGAAAGUGCCGUAACGGAGACUGCAUCACCGGACAAGCAGCCCGACCUCACGGGACAGGCCAAGAAGACCAUUCAGACCAAGGGAAAUGUUGUCAUAUUCGCAAUGGACGGGAGUGACAUUGCUAUUAACGCCCUCAAGUGGUACGCCUCAAAAUGUCACAGACCGGAAGACGUAGUAGUUCUUGUAUACGCCGUAGAAAUGAGCGAGAUCUUCACUUCCGCCCAGUGGCUACAAACGCCUAACACAGAAGAUAUCGAUGCCUUUCAAACUAUAUUCCGACAUGAAAUAGAAAAAAUACAGAAGAAACUUCAGACGUUUACUAAAGUUUUACGACAACUAGAGAUUAAUGGAAGCGUCAGAAGUACUCACGCCUGCAAGCCCGGAGAGGGAAUAAUCAAUGUAGCCAAGGAGCUGAACGCAACCAUGAUUGUCACCGGAAGUAGGGGUCACGGUAAACUCAGAAGAACUCUGCUGGGUAGUGUCAGUGAUUACUUGAUACACCACGCGGACAUUCCUGUACUUGUGUGUCGUCAUCAAUCAUUUAAUUGACGUCACUCUUGUUAUAAAUGAUUGCUGAAAAUCCGCUUUCAGAGAUUUAGAAGGUAAAAGAUUCUGUACUUGACAAGAUGUGUUUGUUUAUUAUCAUGUAAUCAUGUCCUAAAAAGUGUAUUAAAGGAUAUAUAUCAUGUAAAGAA